AUGCCGGCAGAUGCACACGUCCAAGCUGCAACUUUGCAGAAGUUUCUCGCAGCAUGGAAGUCCUGGAACGCGGAGUCCUGGCUGGCUGUCUUCGACGACAGCUUCGAGCAUAUCACAAUGCCGCUCAAUCUAGGUUUGCCACCGAAGACUAAAGCGGAAGUUGCAGCAACUCUGCCGACGAUGAUGAGCGCCAUAAGAGACUGCGAGUUCAAUGUGCACGAAACGGUGCAUGAUCCGGAUCGAAACAAAGCUGCUGUGUACUGUACAUCGAAAGGGGUCACCGACGUGGGUUCUUGGAACAUGGAAUAUGCUGCAUUUAUAACUUUCAACGAGACGGGUGACAAGGUUGCCAAGUUCGAGGAGAUGAUCGAUUCGGCAUUCAUGAAGGAAUUCGCGCCCAAGUUCCAGAAACAUAUGCGUGAACAGGCCGCCUAG
Cercospora beticola is the source of this 435-nucleotide messenger RNA. Its product is annotated as nuclear transport factor 2 family protein. The record is from RefSeq and is a predicted model, not a curated record. Lineage: Eukaryota; Fungi; Ascomycota; Dothideomycetes; Mycosphaerellales; Mycosphaerellaceae.